Messenger RNA from Aureobasidium musti, 585 nucleotides. The record is from the annotation of a GenBank genome assembly. NCBI's taxonomy places the organism in Eukaryota, Fungi, Ascomycota, Dothideomycetes, Dothideales, Saccotheciaceae.
AUGGAUCANGCAUGGAGUACCUUUGGCACCUUCCAUAUCAACAACUCAUGGUCAUGGCGUAUCCCUUCGCUGUUGCAAUGUGCACCUUCUGUCAUCCAGCUUAUCCUCAGCAUCUGGCUGCCCGAGUCGCCUCGCUGGCUCAUCCACAAAGAUCGUAGAGAAGAAGCCAUUCAAGUCCUUGCCAAGCACCAUGCUGGUGGUGAUCUGCAAAGUCCACUUGUACUCUUUGAGAUUUCCGAGAUUUCCGCUGCAAUCAAGGCAGAAGAGGCUCAGAAGCAGACCAAAUACUCUGCCUUCUUCAAGUCGCGUGGAAACCGCCACCGUCUUUUCGUCAUCAUUGUCUUGGGCAUCAUGCAGCAGGCCUCGGGAAAUACGCUCAUCUCGUACUACCUCCACCUUAUCCUCAAGCAAAUUGGCAUAACCAGCGGUACGGCCCAGAACGGCAUCAAUGGCGGUCUUCAAAUUUUCAACUACAUUGCGGCCUUGUCUGGUGCUACUCUGGUCGACAGACUUGGUCGCCGCACCCUGAUUCUCAUCGGUCUUGCUGGAAUGUUCGUGUCGUACCUUCUGUGUGAGUCAAAUUGA